UAAAUCAUAUUAACCAUCCAGUUUAAUUGUUAUUUAAAUCGGCCGCCACUGGGUGUGACCGCGGCGUUUCUACGCAGUGCUAUUUAAAGCCGGUGGCUUGAUUUUUGAGUUCAUUUGUGCCGGGUGGUUUCAUUUGGUUACAUUACUGCAUUAUCGUGUUGGUCUGUUGAUCCGGUGUGACGGCGGUAUUAACGCGAUCUCGUUGGCGCUAAGAACGGUUUUUUAAACGGAGGCAAAUUUCCCUGGCCUAUCAUGUUUGGAUAUAAAUAUUUGGCGGUGAUUGUUCUUAUAGCGCACACCGUGCGAUCCCAAUCCCAACAGCCGGCAAAUGCUCGUCAGGGAUUGGGAUGUGUAUUAGCUCCGCCCUCAGCAGUCACUUCCGACGGAGACAACUCCAAAUCGGACAGUGCCCAACCCGCAGACACCACCGCUAGCCCCGCCCUGACCGAUAACACUGCCGAUACCGCCACGACCGAAGCCGUCGUCGACAUCACGACCAGUACCGAACGGGAAAUCCUGACGAGCGAGGCCUCCCAGAAAGGAACACCGGCGCCGGCUCCGUUCCGCCCCUCAGUCCAAUCCACCGCGGCGCUUCCACCCGUCAAGGCGCUGCCUACCAUCAAGGAGGUGGUGGCGCCAGCGCGUCCCGUUUACAACGCCAAGAAGGCCUCCCAAUGGGCGGCACAGAAUGACAAAUCCAGCCUGCCCAAUCAGCGUGAAGGCAAAGCAGCCAAGAACAACGUGCAGCUGCUCCAGGCCAGCGCUCCGGCACCGGCAAAGGUCACGGUCCCCAUCGCGAAGAAGCCCAGCAGUUAUAAGGUGCCGGGUGCGAUUUUCGUUGCCGGUGAACAGGAUUCCACGCAAGGCACCCAAUUUCAUCCUGACUGGAAAGACCAGACCACGGUCAACAAUCAGGGCAAUGUGUGGGAUGAACUGAACAAACUGCGUGGACGCGACACCCUGUCUGCCGGUGAAGUGCAGGAAAUCCUGGCCAGAGCUAUUCCCGGCACCGAUUAUCCCACGUACAGCUACGUACCCAGCACAAAGUUUUCCUGUGAAAGCGUCAACCAACCGGGCUACUACGCCGAUACGGAAGCGCAGUGCCAGGUUAUCCGGCGGUGCGAUGCUAACGGACUGAAAUGGAAUUACUUGUGCCCGAAUUCUACGCUCUUUAACCAAAUCACAUUAACGUGCGACUGGUAUUUCAACGUGGACUGCUCGAGGACAUCGCAGUACUACGAUUAUUCCAACUCAAGGCUAUAUCACUCCGAUUUAUUCUUCCUUGGCAAUGCGCAGUAAUUAUUUAUGCAGAUAAUGACUAUUAGUUUUUUAUCUGUUCGGUGCUUUUGUUUUGUAAUUCUGUUCAAUGUUUAUUUGCAAAAUGUAUGCAACGCUCAAAUACAAUAAAAAAAUA
Molecule: messenger RNA, 1414 nt
Organism: Paramacrobiotus metropolitanus
Lineage: Eukaryota; Metazoa; Tardigrada; Eutardigrada; Parachela; Macrobiotidae
Exons: 7
Coding region: 253-1299 (348 amino acids)
Cellular component (GO): extracellular region
Molecular function (GO): chitin binding
Source: RefSeq, a predicted model, not a curated record